This is a messenger RNA of Pimephales promelas (fathead minnow), 1324 nucleotides long. Lineage: Eukaryota; Metazoa; Chordata; Actinopteri; Cypriniformes; Leuciscidae. The record is from RefSeq and is a predicted model, not a curated record.
ACUGAUCAGGUUUUGUUAUUGACUGUUAUUUGCUGAGCGACAAAAUCUGGUCUCUGUUAUUAUCUGUAGGUGCAAUUAGAUGUUUAUUGGUUUGGAUUUGUUGUGAUAUUUGUCUUGUGUUUAUAUCUUGACGCCGUUCAUACAUAUGGCAUGUGAUGACUCUUAUACCGUCCAAAUCAUCCCUCUCCAGAACAGCCUCUACAGUCCUGAUGCUCUGCACUGCUUCCACUGGCUGAAGAGACGUAGAGAUCUGGAAAGACAGAAGGAUGUCCUGUGGGCUGGACUACAGGUUGUGGAACAAACACAACUGUGGUACCAGAAUCGCCUGCAGCUGAAUUUACAAAGGCACAUUAGCUUUACGGGAGACAUGGAAGGAGAGGGCCAUUGCUCCUGUGCUCUGCGGUCCUGUAUGCAGCGUGUUAACGGGAGUAUGGGUAGUUUGAUGAGCGACUCCUGUAUCUGGAAUAAUCUGGCCCCAGAAGAGACUGGAGGUUCAGAUUGGGACCUCCGGUGGAGCAAUGCCACACUGGUCAAGGAAGUUAAUCGACAGAAUCAACGGAUUUCCAUGUUGGAGCUUCAGAAGGCACGACUUCAGCAGCUGUUGUCUUAUAGCACAUCUGAUUCAUCAUAUCCACACAUUUACAACUGUAAUCACAAAAUGGUUUCAACCAAAUCAAACAGAGAAUUGUAAAAAGUUAAAAUAGCUUUGAAAACACUGAAUGUUAAAAUUAAUUUAAGGGCCUGAGUGUGCUCGUUGUACCAUGGCAUUGACUAUUUUCUUUAAUCUUCUUUAAGCGCAAAGGAGCAAAUGUGUCUAAAGUGCUGGAAAAGAGAAAGUCAUAUGUUUCUGUCGCAAUAUUGAUUUCUUCUAAGCUAUCUGCGAUGCUGAGGAGAUGAAACUGAUCAGGAAUAUUGUUAAUAAAGAAGUGAUACAGUAGAUCAUACAUAUUCAGCUUUGCAGCCUUGGCUAAAUUAAGUAUACACAAGACUAGAUAAUGAUCUGAGAUGACAUCGAUCCGUUGCAGAAUUUCAACGGCAUCAACAUUGAUUCAAUUUGAUAUUAUUAGAUCUAAUAUGAUUAUGACAAUGAGUAGGUCCUGACGUGUCUAACUCCAAUAGAGUUCAGAAUGUCUCUAAAUGCCAAUCACAAUGCAUCUUUUUUUGUUAUCCAAUAAUGUAUAUUGUAUAUGUAUAUUAAUAUCAAUAUAAGUCUAUGGGUGACGUCGCAGACGCUUUGUCCAUAUUUUGUACAGUCUAUGGUAAAACCAUACCUAUAUAUUUUGUAUUGCUAUAUAUAUUAACAACUCAUCAAUUAAAUAUUUAU